CUUCAUCAUUUUGGAUUUUACUGUAUUGUUUUAUAAAAUAUUAAUCGAUCGAAACGGGUUUAGACAAAUGAGACUAUGCGAAUAUUUAAAUGUCAAAUGAAUAUCAAGGUAAUGGCAAAGUAAUGAUGUUUUGAUACCGACUCUGAAGAUCCAAAUUUGUACAAUCAUCGUGGUAAUAUUUUAUGUUUCCAUAUUCCUGCCACUACCUCUUUUUAUAUUUCUUGUUUGUCAUCCUAUUUAUUUUCAACCCAAGAGUAUUAUAAAAAACAUCAAAAAAUUCCUACGUUUACAAACAUUCUUUAGACUUUGGAGCAAAACACCCAUUAGAAAAUGACUUAAAUAUCUGAGGCUUAGUACAUCAUUUAACUAAAAUUUUAGUGAUACACCAUUCAUUACAAAUUCUUUUUAACGAUUGGCAUAUAUUUGUUUAAGAAGAUUUGAGUGAUUUUUAAUUAAUAAAAAUAUAUUUAAUUUGUUAGUAGAUUUUAACACAAUUUUCAAUGUUUUUAACCCAGACCGGACCGGAUUAAACUGCGAAACGGAGACCAGUCCAAGUUGGGUUAAUAGCAAAACCAACUAAAGUUGAACCGGUUAAAAGUCAGUAUUAAACCGUUAAAAAUUUGAAACUGACGAUCUAAUGAACCGGCCAAGUCAAGGUUCGUAAACCAAAAUUUUGUUGAUAAAAUACCUAACUUUUUUUCUUUUAAAGUAAAAAUAAAGUUUGUAAAAAUUAAUAAAGCAAUGCCGUAACUAGUUUUUUACCACUCACAAUUCUCAAGAUUCAAACCAUAAUCUUCAAGUCUAGAUAUUGUUUAUUUAUACUUCUCAUUUUAUUUAAAUAUUAUUACAUGACACUUAUGUUGAAGAUUUUAAUAAUUCAAACAUUGAAGUUCAUAAAAUUCUAAAUUUGUAUAAAAGAAAAUGCAUUGUACUUACUUUUUCUUCUCAUUACACGAACAAAAAAACAUAUUUUACAUGAAUUGUUUUAAAAGUAAAGAAGAUUUGGAGUGAUGAUAACCUCGAGAACAAAGUUUAAAUGUGUUUUUCUUAUUAACUUUUUAUUUUAACAAUUAAAUUAUUUUAUAAAUUUUUAUUAAAUUUAUAGUUUUUCUUAAAAAAAGUUUUGGUUACAGAAUUUUUUAUUUAAUAUGAUUUUUUUUGUAGAGGAUAUAUAUAUUAUUUAUAAAAUAUCAUUAAACUGAAUUUGGUAAUCCGAUCGAACGAUAUUGACCCAUGACCAAAAAAAUUUCCAGUUAAGUUACCGGUCCAGUUUUUAAAAUAUUGCUAUUUUUCUUAUAUAUAUAUAAUUUAAAAUAUUUUAAUUAUAACAAAACUAUUUUCUUAUAUUUUGAAGAAAAGACAAAUAAAACAUUUGGGGCCUCGUUCAUUUUUAUAAAAGCCCAAAAAGUAACAAAAACGCCGGCACGUGGUAACUCAGGUGACAGGUGAUGGCUCCAAUUGGGGCCGUUAUCUGGGUCCCACGUGGGAACCCACGUGUAAGAAAGCAAAGGAAGCCCCCCAUCAUCCUCUUCGCAUUUUCCUUCCCCUAACCAAAACUCCGUGCUUGCACCAAACAAAUCUCUUCUCCCCCUCCUCCUAAACUGUGUGUAGACUCUCUCUCUCUCUCAUUACAGCAAAACAAAGAUUCUUUAAUCGUAAGUUUUUUCGAUUUCUUCUCGUUUUCAGUUGCAAUGUUGCUUAAUUUCUGAUACCUAUGGAUGCUUGGUUUCAUUUACACAGUCAUUUUGCUGGAUCCAAAACAAACAACACAGGGGAGAACAUGAGUCUGUGUAGCGACGGAUUAUCAAGCGAUCCCUACUUCUUGGUUAAUUUCAUAAUGAGCCAUUAUAUAGGUCCUGACGUGUUUUCAGAUAUCCCAAGAUGCUCUGCUUCUCAAAGACUAUCCAAACGCUUGCCUCCUUACACCCCCAAGCAAAUCGGAUCCUCCUCUCUAACCAUUGCUCAGCUACAGAACUUGUACUAUUACGUUCUCAGAAACGCUAGCUCCUCCCUCCUCCUUCAUCCUGACAUGGUUCUUAUGUACCUCAAGGGUUAUCUACCUAUGGAACCUAGUGGAGAGCUUCAUCAGUUCACUCAUUAUUUCCCUACGAGUCUCCACCCGCAGAAAAGGUAUUCCCCGAGUCUCGAGAUUGUCAAGGGCAUUGUUGUUAUUGAUGAUCCUGCUCUUGCGUUUAUAAGCGAGGAAGAGGUCCAGAGAUUCAGAUGCUUGUCGCGUUUGGAUGAUCUUAGAAUAGAUAGGGUCGUGUCUUUGUCUCCUCGACCUGUCAAGCUUCUGGAUGAAAGCCGAGAAACCGAGAAGGAGUGUUUAAGUAAUGGGGAAGUGACAUUAAAUGGACUUGUCAGUGACCAAGAACUUCAAGACAGUAGUAAAAGAAAGAAAGAGGAGGAAGCAGUUGCUGGUGAUGCUGUUUGUGUAAUCAGUGAUCAUAUCCCAGAAGGACUUUCAGGAGACAUACCACAAAGAAAGGGAACGGAGCAGGAGGAAGCGAUGUCCAAUGGACUUGUCACUGACCAAGACUGUAACUCAUCUGCUGAGCCUCUAGAAACAUGCAAGAGGAAGAAAGAUGAAGAAGAAGAAGUUUCUGCUCAAGCUUCUUGUGGUGUCAUCAGCAAGACCCCAGAAAGAUUUCGAGAGACUUACAAGAGAAGACGGUUCAAAAACUCAUCAACAACAGCAACAAACAACAAGAAUGGAGAAACUCUUAUGGAAAGAGACAAAACAGAUCCGCCACUUGUAAUUGUUCCUCCUGAGAUGAAGGAAUGUGAUGAAGAACCAACGGUUGUAACUAAAGGAACAGCAAGUAGAGGAACAUCCAUUGGUGUUGUCGACAUUGGCGUCAACAACGUUGCUUACUUUUUCCAGGUGGCUCUGCCCGGUGUCAGCAAAGAGAACGAUAAGUUCAGCUGUGAGAUUAAAUCAGAUGGAAAGGUUAUACUUGAGGGAUCAACCACAACAGGACAGAAGACGAUAGAGAGGCAUUCUCGUGUUUUCAAGAUGAAUAGCCGGACGCUGUGGCCUCCUGGACCGUUCAAGCUGUCCUUUAACCUCCCAGGACCAGUUGAUCCGCGGUUUGUCUCUCCUAACUUCAGAUCAGAUGGUAUCUUCGAGGCUGUAGUCAUCAGACAGAGAGACACUACCUAAGCCAGAGGUUUCUUCAAGCUAAGUAACACUAGGAUCUCUGUUAAUCUUUUUGUGAAUGGGAUAAUAGAAACUAGGCCCAAUCAAAAACAGACAUAUCUCUCAAUUUUUUUGGACAUGAAGCUGUUGCUUUUGCUAACUAGCCCUCUUCCCACUA
This is a messenger RNA of Brassica rapa (field mustard), 3317 nucleotides long. RefSeq names its product increased DNA methylation 3. NCBI's taxonomy places the organism in Eukaryota, Viridiplantae, Streptophyta, Magnoliopsida, Brassicales, Brassicaceae. Gene Ontology annotation, cellular component: nucleus. The record is from RefSeq and is a predicted model, not a curated record.